Acanthopagrus latus (yellowfin seabream) is the source of this 1100-nucleotide messenger RNA. RefSeq names its product necdin-like 2 (gene ndnl2). The transcript is spliced from 11 exons. NCBI's taxonomy places the organism in Eukaryota, Metazoa, Chordata, Actinopteri, Spariformes, Sparidae. The coding region runs from base 112 to 888 and encodes 258 amino acids. The record is from RefSeq and is a predicted model, not a curated record. Gene Ontology annotation, cellular component: nucleus.
CGCGCUCAUGUGACGUCAUCAGCAGGCGCCUGCCUUACAGCCGCAGUAGCGGGAAACUGUCAGUUUGGAAACGUCCGAGGAGUUUGUGUUUAGGCGAAGCAGUUUGUCGCCAUGACGCAGAGGAAAAGGCUGUCUAACACACAGAGCUCCACUCAGAACAGAGAAGAAGAUGAUGACACAACAUUCACUCAGCCAAGUACGUCGCAGGUUCAGAGAGGGCUGGAGAAAGUCACACCUGCACAGGUCGACCAAAAGACGGCUGAGGUAGUGCAGUACUUCUUGGUGAAAGACCAAAAGAAAAUGCCUGUACGACGAGCAGACAUUGUGAAACACGUGGUGAAGGAGUACAGAAACAUCUACCCUGAGAUCAUGAAGAGAGCAGCACAUACUUUUGACCAGGUAUUCGGCCUCAAACUGGUUGAAAUCGAUGCCAAAAGUCACACGUACAUACUGAUCAAUAAGCUAGAGACGACUGAUGGAGCCUCGCCAAUAAGUAGCCCCGCCAAUCCAAAGAUGGGUCUGCUGUUUGUCAUCCUGAGUGUCAUUUUCAUGAAAGAAGGAGUCGUCAAAGAAAACGUCAUCUGGAAUACUCUCAAGAAACUCCGAGUUGACCCCGGAAAGAAACACGAAGACUUCGGUGACGUGAAGAAGGUGGUGACAGACGAGUUCGUGCGACAGAGGUACCUGGAGUACGUGCGAAUCCCUCACACAGAGCCAGUCGAACAUGAGUUUCGAUGGGGUCAACGUGCUGAAAUUGAAGUGUCAAAAGCCAGAAUCCUGGAGUUCAUGGGUGAACUUCAUGGACUGGAGCCUCAGAGUUGGAGCCAGCAGUACAGAGAAGCUCACCCGGCCUCCAACACACAGCCCGGCACCAGCAGCCAGAGAUAACUAGCUCAGUAUUAGUGUUUCCCCUGUAAUUGUAUUUAUUCCUGCAUCAUUUUCUUUUUUUUUAAAUGUGUUUUGUUCAGAAUAAAGACACACAAAUCUGCUGUUACGUCAUCAUCACACAGUCAGGUUUCAUUUUCAUUUUAUUGCCUCGACUUUAAGGUGACACUUUUCUUUGUUCAAGUUCAGAAAAUAAAAGUUUUUUUUAAAACAGA